Molecule: messenger RNA, 836 nt
Organism: Prunus dulcis (almond)
Lineage: Eukaryota; Viridiplantae; Streptophyta; Magnoliopsida; Rosales; Rosaceae
Exons: 3
Coding region: 70-396 (108 amino acids)
Source: RefSeq, a predicted model, not a curated record
GUUCAAACUGCAGUUUCUACUGCAUCAAACUCUGUUUUUCAUCCUCCACAAAAGAAAAGGGCAUUCAGGAUGAGCGCAAUUGAGGAGGAGCUGGAUGAUGAUGACAAUUCUGAGGUGGACACUUUCUCGACCGACAAGAGCAGCGUUGCUACUGCAACUGUUACACUGGAGAAGCCUCCAGCUUUCUCUGCUCUCUCUGAUGAGUCUAUGCUUGCUGAGAAUGGCGCCAGCUCCACCGGCACUAGUGCAUCGUCGUACAGCAAGGUGGUAUCUACCCAGCCAUCCUUUACAUAUGAUAAAGUUGCUCCACCAGAAGAAUCAAAUGCUGGUCCUUCAAUGUUUAACUUUUGGGGUAAAGUUACUUCAAUGAAGGAUUCAGUGUAUCUGCCGUUUUAGCUGCUGCAACAAAUACUGUAGCUAGUAGUGCCCCAUCACAGCCUGCAUCUGGGAACCCAAAUUCUGCAUUUCCAUUUGGUUCCUUGAAUAAUAAUGAUAAAAUGAACUUUGUAGACAUCAUGGCUGAACACAAUAAUCAGGCAUCUACACCUUCCGUCCCAGUAUUUGGUCAGCAGCCUGUGUUUGGUCAACAGCCUGUUUCAACCUCACAGGGCUCUGUAUUUGGAUCUACACCUGCAGUCGCAGCGGCGAAUCCCAUCCAAUUUUCAAUCCAACAGAAUCCAACCAACCCACAGAACCCUUCACCAUUUCAGGCUUCAGGCAGUUUGGGUGCAAGUCCAGAGGGCAGCUUCAUAUUGGGCUCUGGUCGUUAGAAGUCUAACCAAAGAAUAGUGAAGGUUAAACACAAUAGGAAGCGGAAACAUUGAAGGUAAAAUGUG